Messenger RNA from Phytophthora sojae, 10203 nucleotides. RefSeq lists its product as hypothetical. Gene Ontology annotation, biological process: microtubule-based movement. Gene Ontology annotation, cellular component: dynein complex. The transcript has 9 exons. Lineage: Eukaryota; Oomycota; Peronosporomycetes; Peronosporales; Peronosporaceae. Gene Ontology annotation, molecular function: minus-end-directed microtubule motor activity; dynein intermediate chain binding; dynein light intermediate chain binding. The record is from RefSeq and is a predicted model, not a curated record. Bases 1 to 10203 code for a protein of 3400 amino acids.
AUGUACGUGGACGAGGAGCAGCUGCUGGAGCUGCGGCGGCGGCCGCCCGUGGCCUUCGUGGUGCGGAACGCGGUGGCCAAGGAGGAGGAAGUGCAGGGCCCCACAGCGGCAGCGGCAGCCUCAAUGGCUACAGGACGGGGACGAGGACAGAGCUGGCACUCGCCCGUGCACGUGCCGCUGUCGCACCGCAAGCUGGUGCAGCCGCCCGAGAUCUUCCGAGAGGACCCGCCCUUCCGACCCAUCGCGCCGCGAGCUCCGACGAUGGCGAAGGCAGGGAGGCGGCGCGAUCACGCGAGUAUUGUGGCGGCUAAAGCGACCCAUAAACCGACCAAGCUGACGCCGAUGGUGAACACUGUGCCGGAGCUGCGAGACCAGCUUGCCGACAGGUACCUUUCGGGCGUUGAGGACGCCAUCCUGUUCUUCCUGGACGCCAAGCACAGGCACGACAUCCUGUACUUCAAACGGAAGGCCGCGCAAGUGGCAAACCCGGGAGUGACUGCGAAGCUUUCGCUGGGAUUCUCGUCCGCGCCUGCCUCGACCGGGAAGUACAUGCCCUACGACCUGGUGCGAAUCGACGAGGCCCCCAGAUCUGGCGCGGGCGACUACUUCAUGAUGACGUCCACGUCCCUCGUGCACCACACGAACAACAACGACAACGACGUCUCCGGAGAGGUCAUCCCGCUGUCGCAGUGGAUCAUGGAGAGCAAGAUGUUCUCCCUACUGCUGGCAGGGAUCCCGCUCUUCCAGAAGUUCCUGGUGCGCAAAGUUUUUGUGGGGUGGGUGCGCGCGAUCCGGCAGAUCAUCUAUCGGGACAACUGCAAGCGCAUCGCUCAGUGUCUGCCGUUUGCUCGACGAGCUUUCGUUCGGCCGUUGUUGAGUUCGUGUCGCGCUCUUCGAGACAUCCAGGAGAUCAGAUCUCUGACACUGCCCAGUACUCGGCCGGCGGUGGACCUCGCUGCCGUUCAAGAGCAUCAGAAGGAGCGUCUCACCAUCGCAGAAAUGAAGCUGAUCGACGCGAAAGAGAAGCUGCUAGGUCUCAUGGAAGACAUGGUGCAACAGAUUUGCGACGAUCUCCAGCCCGCCACUAACCUGGAUGAGUUUUACAGCGCUGAGGCCGCCUCUGUCCGGACAAUCAACGCCAAGUGGAAAUCAGCGCCGAUAGCUGUCAUGCGCAAGCGGAAGACGGAUCUCCAGCACCAAAAGGAUGCGGCAGCUCUUGAUAUGUCGCUGCUGGAAGCGUACAUCCGCAUGAUGGACUACAUGUUCACUGAAAGCCUCUACUUGAUGAUCAUCGGGUGCGUCGAUCACCUGCGAGAGGAGCUCUCGCGUGAAGAAAACCUGGGGGCACUUUGCGCUGCCGUGACGAUCGCUGGAGACUCGCUUGAACUCUCUCCGUCACUCAAGCAGACGAAGCUGGUACUGUUGGAGGGCUUGGCCAGACUGAUUCGUCUCGUCAGCAAUUUCCACUUUACUAAGAAUGCCAUCACGUGGAGCAACAACCGGGGCACAGGAGUGUUAGCUGUGGUGGCGGAGUCGUUUAAGGCUAGCGAUAUGUCUUCAGCGGACUUCGACCUGCAGUCGGUGCUGCGGAAGGACCCGACGUUUGAUGAAGCGACAAAAGAGCUGACGUCCGAGCUCGCCUUGUGGUUCGAUCGAGCGGCUCAGCAAAUGCUGGCGUUCGAGUCGUUGCGUUUCAUUUACUUGGAGGUCCAGUCCGUCCGACACUGCCAUCCAUCGCGAGGAGAAAGUCAAGCGCCUGGGAACAACCCACACCACCCACCUUCAGAUCUCUCUCGUCUAAGCGGAGUGUCGACUGGGGAGGUCUCUCGCUUUUUGAAGAGUAUCGCCCACCGCCUGAACGUGCUGGAUCGGUCGCAGCACGCGUGUCAAAAGCUGCAGUCAAGCUGGAAGGUAGGGUUCCUCGAAAUUCAGUGCCGCCGCUCCAUCGCGGACAUUCUCGACCUAAUUUCCCAAGAACGCAACACGCUGCAUGAAUCGCUCUACCGUCUAGCAGUCGAAGGAGUGGCGGAGUGUGUCGGUGCGCUACAGCGAGCCACAUUGGUACUGGAAGACCGCCCGCAGCUUAUUGAGUUCUUCUGUGAGCAGAUGAAGCAGGUUCGGCUACUGAAGGAAGGUGAAAAGCAGUUGAACCAAAACAUCCGCAACGUGGACGAAACAGUUCGAGCGUUGAAGCGGUUCACUCCACCGCUGGGAUCGGAAGUGUCGCCGCAGUACAACGUCAUGCACCAGUUCUUGGGCAAGUACACUUCUCUGGUCCAGUCGCACGGCAAGUUCGCCGCCAAAGUCCUGCCCAACAUUACGUACCAGGUCAACACGGCGCUGCAGAAGUACACGCUGCGCUGCCAGAAGCUGCUGAAAAUGUACGACGAGUUUGCCGACAUGGAAGAACAGGAGGACAUGGAGAAGAACGUGGGGGUGUUCCAGGAGGUUGUUCGCGAAUUAGCGGCAAUUGAGAAGGCGACCAAACUGUACCAAGAGUACCAAAAGAUGGUCGGCUUGAAGAUCGUGGAGAUUCCGUCACUGGCCGAAGCGAAGACGAAAUGGGGCGAAGUGCAAGAACUCGUCACGUUUACGAUGCAGUGGCUGACGACGAUCAACUCGAUGGAGAACGGCAUUUUCGGCGAGCAAAAUUGGGAGGCCCAUGCCGUAAAAGUACACAGUUUCUUGCCGGUUAUUCGAGAGCUUCAGAGUCGGGAGCGAGCGGGCUUUGCAGAGAAGCUACUUGGCAACAUCCACCAAGCCGUCAUCGACUACUUGCGGAAGCUGAGUUUAGUGAAAGAAAUGGCCCAGCCUUGGGUCAAGAUUCACCACUGGAAGGAGAUUCUAAAGCUCAUGGACAUUCUCAACUACGUGUCCAGCAUUGGCGUGCUGAUUACCGAUGGGUUCACAGUGACUCUGGGCUUUCUUCGAAGUCGCGACUUGUGGAAGUACGAGCUGCAGAUUCGGGAGAUCACUCAGAAGGCCCAUCACGACGCUGUGACUGAGAAGAAGCUCAACGCGAUGAAAGCCCGGCUACAUGACGCUACGCUGCCUAUAAUUCGUAUCCAGGACUCAUACGAGCUCGAUCAUCCACGAGCCAGUCAACUUCUUGAGUCGUUCGAAGACGAUCUGUUGACUAUCCAGUCUCUAGCUCAAGUGACCGCGUCCGGUUCUCUACAGUUGCAGCUUGUGCAGUGGCGCGACGAGGUUCGACACUGCGAAGAAGUGCUGGAUAAGUGGAGUGUCGUUCAGCGCAGCCGCACCAAGUUGAGUCUCCUGUUCUCGCUCCGUGACGUCCAGCAAAGCGUGACCGAAGCCUCCUUCGAGUUCCAAGCCAUUGACCGCAAGUGGAGAGGCAUGAUGCAUGCAGCCAAAGGCACCUCAUCUCUGUCGAUCUGCCUGCGCGAAGUGGUUACGAUUGGGUUUCUAGUCGGUGCACAGGAGUCCUACGCAAAGCUGUGGCUGCAGUUGGGGGCGUACCUCGACGAGAAGCGCAAGUACUUCCCGCGCUUCAGCUUUCUCUCGGACCACGACCUGUUCCAGUUGAUGAUACAUGCGCGUGACCCGAAACACCUGCCUCGUAUGGUUUCCAAAUGCUUUCGAGGGAUCAAUUCUCUACGAGUCGUGCCGUCCCGGAGAAACACACUAGGGGCUGUAGAUAUCCUGGCAAACACUUCGACAUCAACUGGUGGCAGCGGUGGAAUUACUGAAGAGGUCACACUAAAAGACUCAGCAAAGCAGCAGGGCCCUCUACCCUUUACUACGGUGCACGAUGGGAUUGAUAUUAAUGCCGUUUAUGGAGCCGCCACAGGGGAGGAGCUCCCAAUCAGACCGAUACGUGUUGGCGCCAACCCACAGUUUUGGAUGAAAGAGCUGGACGAACGAGUACGAGCUGCUAUGGUGGACGCGGUCAUUAGCGCGAUGGAUGGGAGUCUGGUUACUUUGUUUGAAGAAAACCUGGAAUCUCUGAUCCGUUCUAGUGGAUCGAAGAGAAGAGCGUCGUCACGUGGCGAUAGUGGUGAGCGGAAGGCGAGUGAGAGUGGAGGAGACAACUCUUUUGCAUCGAAUGAAGCAGAAUCUCCUCGACUCAGUGUGGUGGAUGGCCGGGGGUGGAUGGACUACCCUCUUCAAGUGGUUAUUCUCUGUGUUCACAUCUUGGUCACGCACGAGGUGAGCCCGUUAGUCCGUCUCGACCGCACGGGUGCAGCUUGGCAGCGCUUUUGGCAUCUCUUUCAGCUGAAAAAGUCCAACUUGAUCGAGUACAUCGUGCGUCGGACCUCAACUCCGAGGGAAAGGUGGAUCGCAAGCUCCAUCUUGACGCUCCUUCUGAACAAAUCUCAGGGUAUACGAGAGCUGUACGAGGACCAGCCGUUAACGCUCGUGACUCAGUCAGUUGGAGCAGCAGCGACUCACCAACCUGGUAGCGAUGCUUCUGUGUAUCACUACAGUUAUGCGGCUGGAGACGCCUUCACGUGGAUCAAGCUCCCGAGGUUCUACUACGAUCCAUUCGAGAAACGAUGCACCAUCCAUCACUUGGUCAAGACGUUCCAGUACGAGUACUCGUUCAUCGGAAGCUACGCUUGCCCAGUGCUGAGCCCUCUCUGCAAACGUACCGUGCUGGCUAUGAGCACCGCUCUGUCGUUGGAGCACGGCUUGUUGUUACACUCUCCUCGCAGCGGUGGGAGCACGAGGAAGAAAACACUCAUGCGCGAUUUAUCUGCAAUGGUUGGGCGAGAGUGUAUGGAGUUCGACUACUCGAAUGGACUCACCCUCACUCACUUCAAGCAGAUUCUGCGGGGCGUUCUCCAGAGUAACUCGGUCUGGCUUUCGUUUUCUGGCGUCGAGGUGUCCAGUAUGCUGUGGAUGUUUGUGCUGGAGAUGAACCAAAUUGUGGAUGCAUUGCGAGCCCACCAAGAGACGAUAGUGCUGGACGGGGCCCCCGUGGAUAUCACCAACAACGAGCUCGCUGUCAUAGUGACGUGCUCACUCGAUUACCAGCACCCGCACCAUCAGCAAGUUUUCCUGCGCCUUUCAACGUGCUUUGCUCCCGUUGCGUGUCCUACAGUGAACCCAGAGCUUAUAGUGGAGGCGUUGCUGCUCGUGAAUGGAUUCAAGGACUGGAAGCAACUCAGUCUCAAGCUGGAAGCUCUUUUCUGCCUUCUCAUCGACGACCCGGUGCCUUUUACCAAGGAUUUAACGCUCAGCAGACUGCCUUUGGCGUUUGACAUCGUCAGAAAUGUUAGCAAUCGGCUGGAUGUGAACCCGUGGCAGACAGCAGAGAAGUCCCUCGUCGCUUCCAUUUGGGACGAAUUCCACUCCAAAGUCCUGCCCGAGAGGCGAGUGGCAUUUUUGAAAUGUAUUCGCACCGUAUUCCCGCACGCGGCAGAUUUGGAGAUUAAUGGCUAUGGAGUGCUAGCACUGCGGGCUCCUAUGGCACAUUCGGCGCCGGUAAAUGCUCAGGACCAGCCCGUUAUCGAGGAAAAUGUUGCGGCUUCAUACGACAGUGACGAGGAAGAUGAGCACCACGAGCUGAAAGCUCUAAAAGUCAAGAUCGAAACGACAAUUAAUGCUCGGCGGCUGAGUGUGAGCGAGUUUUACAUUCGCAAGCUGCUCGAGAUGUAUCAAAUCGUGUCCAAACGAGUGAUAGUCGUCGUCGUCGGCCGCGGUGUGUGUGGGAAGUCUACAGCCAUUAGCGUCCUGAAUUCGUUGAUCGCGGACGAAUUGGCGGCGUCGGAGAGUGGGGAAACCAAGUCAAAUGACGUACAAGACGAUGCAGCUCUCGAUAAGCACCUCCGCACCGUUCGACUUUACCCGGAAGCUUUCUGCAUCAAGGACAUUUACGGGGAGAUUACGGGAGACUCGACUUGGGACGACGGCUUUUUCAGCCAUUUCUUCCGCCAGAACUGCGUCGACACUGCUUCUAACGACAGCAGCUUUGAGGGAUCGUUCUUCUCGCACGCUGGAGAUACCACAGCAGCACUAGCAUCAAACCGGUCCUUAGCGCCGGCAUCGUGGAUUGUUUUUGACGGUGUACGCGAUGCACCAACUCUGUUGGAACCUCUUCGCGGCCUAAUGGAAGCCUCGCCGAAGGGCAUCAAGAGAAUGAACCUGCCGAACGGCGACCAGCUGGAAUGUACGCAGGAGAGUCUACGCAUUUUCUGCGAGGUUGAGAGUCUGGAUCACUGGUCUCCGGCUUGUCUGAGCCGCUGCGGCUUAGUGUACAUGCAAACGGAGCACAUGGUGCCCUACACGUUUCUGAUCAAGAGCUGGCUGCAGCAGCAGCAACCUAGACGCAAGCGUUCGAGCCUUGCGCAUCUGACCAAGCUACUGGAGCCGACCAGUGAGUACGUGGCGAAACUUAUGCGAACACACUUGCCAGCGGUCUUGGACGUGUUUAAACGGUAUAUUCCACCGUUCCUCGAGUGCUCUGUCACUCAUGGCGUCACGAAUAUGCUCCAGGUUCUCAGUCCGCUGGUUGCUGAGGUGGCCAAAGGUGUGGUGGAAGAUGACGCGGACUGGAUGUCCGACGCCAAAAUCAUCGUUGCAUACGCUGCAACGAUGUCGCUCGGUAUGAUCCUCCCGCCUCGCGCUCGCCCAGAGUUUCAUGACGCCGCCAUUAGAAUUGCCCCUCAGUUGAUAGAUGGACACCCAAUCUUCACUGUGGAUCCGUCCGCUACGCUAGCACUAGUGGAACUGUCGAGACCGGCAACUCGUCGAAGCAGCUUCGCGUUUCAAUCAGAGUUCCCUCGUCGGACGAGCGCAGUGCUGAAAGCUCGAGGACGAAUAGUGACAAGUGAAGACACGGACGAUGCCGAAGGCGACGAUGAGCUCAUCGGUGACACGUCGACAAUCACAAGCCCCCUCUCCAUCAUUUACGUCCCAACAGCCAUAACCGUGAGCUGCAACGCGUGGCUCAAGAUGAUCGGGCUAGCCAAAGCUAACGCAUUUGUAGUGGGGGAGUCGGGUGUUGGGAAGACGCUCAUCGUGGAAAACUGUUUGCGGGAGCUUGGCCAGAAGGAGCGUGUGAGUGCGACAGCACUACAGAUUAACCCCUCGACGACAGGAUUUGAUAUCCAGCGAGCAAUCGAAAACGGGAUGACAGGCAAACUGAAAGGUGCGCACUGUCCUGGCGUGGGGAAACGGGCGCUGGUGUUGCUCCUGGAGAAUCUCAAUCUCGACACCCAGCAUUCUUCAACUAAGACGGACGGCCCAUGCUCCGGGAUGAUUCGACAAGUGAUCGACGGAAAAGGAAGUUUUAUCAAGUCCACCAAGGAAUUCGUCGAGUUUCGGGACCUGGCUGUGUGGUGCUCGUUUUCGUUGUCCACGUUCGGAUAUCCUCGUGUGCCCUCGCGCUUGUUGCGGCACUUUCACAUGAUUUGGGUCCCUGAACAAAGUGACCAAGUCUUUGCUGAAGUGAUCCCGAUGUUCACGACGAACUUCCGGAGACGCUACGAAGGCCCCUUCGGCGAUUUGACUAGCGCCGUUCGUCGACUGACGCAGUUUCCGGUUCAAAUGCUCAAGAGAUCAAGAAAAUUGUGGAGGCCGUCCGCCGUCACCCCGCACUUGCUCUUCAACAUCGGCAGUGUGCUUUCGGUAUUCAUCAGUCUCAUGAACAUGUCUGUGUCGCGAGUUCCAGCCGAGCCCAUUCUCGAGUUCGAGCUGCUCACGAUGCAUUUCACCCUUCAGCUCCAUCGCAACCGGUUCGUAGACCAGUCAAACCGAGAUCAACUGCAGUCCACAGCGCUCAGGAUCGCUAAGAAACUAGGCUUCAGCUCCCAAAGCUUGGCGUACCUCCGGUCCCCGGAAGACUAUUUCUUUGCCGACUGUGGAGACACGGAGGGGAUCACGCGAGUCAACGCAAGGACGCUCACGACAAUAUUUGUCGCGGGUGAAGAGCGCUUCCACUGGUACCACAAGGCCACACUGAAGGCAAAUCCGACAUCCCCCGAGCUGUCCGUAUCCGGUCCGGAGAUUGUAGCAGUGCAAAGCGAACUCAGUCCACGCACUCUACGCGGUAAAGGCUCCCGAUCGGUUCGUCAUUUACUGGCAGCAAGUGCAGAUACGAUCGACCAUGGUCCGACAACCCCCACACAAGAAGUCGCGACAAUACGGCGAUCUUCCUUGGCGAUGAUGGCGCUUAAAACCGGUCUACCCGACGAGAAAGUGACUGUCGUUCCGUCAUUUCAUCAACUGCAGAACACGUUGGACAUCUACAGCUUCCUCCAGAGCGGUGUGCGCCAUUUACUGCUCAGCGGAUCGGACACUGCGGAUCGACGGAGCACGACGAUGGUUGCGUGUGGCACACUGUCCUUUCAAUUCCGUGAAGUCAGCGCUCAGCUACGUCUCGCAGAUUUCAUCGAGCACGUCAAGUCCAUCGUGCUGGAGGCUGGUCUCAAGGCGACGCAGACGGUGGUGUACGCGGAGUUCGAGGACUUGAGCUCCGAAGAGGCCGCUCUUCUCGUGCAUUUGAUCCGCCAAGACGACAUCCCGCCGCACCUGUAUUCGUCAGCAGACAAGGUGAAGCUGCAUGCUAUCGAGCACCAGUCCAAAUGCCUUCCGACCGCUCUACCUCCUUCGCCCAGAAAAUCGUUUCUUCAGAGCGUGGCAUCUCCUAAUGAGAAAGAGAAGGGGGUUGGAGGUGUGAGGCGGUCAACGACAGCAACCCACUCACUAGCGCAUUUGUUGACGGUUUUCCGAGAAAAUGUGCGCCGCAGUCUCUACAUCGUGCUGUCAAUCGGGUGCAAGAACAAACUGCUCGAGUUCAUGACUCUCCAGCCGUGCGCAUACUACAGAUUUGUGAUCAAGACGUUUCCUCGAUGGCAAGAUGUGUCGGCCGAAGCUGUCUGCAAUAGUGCGCUCCAUGAAUGGGCAUUGCUGACCGAUAUCUCCACAGGAUCCGAUUCCCUCUUCGAACGGCAUUCGCCAUCUCCAACGCUCCGCGGAAGAAGGUUUGGGGCGGUGACUACGCGACUUGAUGACAUGUUGCGCGUGUUCAAAAUUCUUUUCUCGUUCCAGCACAGGAAGCUCGAGCGCCAGCUCCGAGACUUGGGUAAAGCGUUGCGGUAUCUGGCCAAACGACUGUCCCAGACGAACAUCCGAGUUGCGAAGGAGGAGACAAGCGAGGUCCAGCAGAAUGAUGCCACCCAAGCGGUUAUGGACACAACUGCCCAACUAGCAGCCCAAGAGGCCAUCGAGAGAGAGGCAAGGCGGUUGUUCCUACUGGAUGAAGAACGGUGCGCCAAGAUUCAGAGCGAGAUUGAGCUGGAGCGCGCCAGCAUCCAGCGUGAGUUGUCAAAGACUCUACCGGAAGUGCAGGAGGCCACUGAAGCGCUAUCCCAGAUCAACAAGUACCACAUUGUCGAGAUGAAAUCCUUUACAAAUCCCCCACAGCUUGUGCGCUUAGCGAUGCAAGCUGUGUGCGUGUUACUUGACGUCCCGCCGACAUGGAGCGAGGCGCUGCGGAUUCUGGCGGAUAUCCGAUUCCUGGAGCGUCUUCGCAACUUUGACCGAGAUAAAAUCGAUCCGACGUUGAUAGACCGCGUCAAGUUUUACGUGAACCAUCCAGACUUCUCGAUGGAGAACAUGAGGCGUGCGUCGCUGGCUUCAACCACGCUCUGCAAGUGGGUGCUGGCUCUGGUACGCUACUUUGAGGCGAUGAAGCGUGUGGCCCCCACGCAGAAACUGCUAGACGAAACAGAGCAGAGUUUCCGCGUGAUUGAAGAGCGCGCACAGGCCGAGAAGAAGAAGCUCAUAGACAUCGAGAUCCACCUGGCUGAGCUCCGGGUUCUUCACGCACAGAAUCUCCAUCGCGAGGCGGAACUCCAGCGAACUCAAGAGACGAGAUUGCGGUGGAAAUCUUUGGUCGCGUCCUUCGGCCACGUUAUCAAGCAAUGGUACGAUAUCACGCGCGAGCAUUUCGAGUCUGUUGAGCUGCAACGAGUCAACUUGCUGGGAGACUGUACUAUCGUAUCAACUCUGAUCAUCUUUGGAGCUGAAUUGUUCCAUGAGGACCGGGAGAAGCUGUUGCUGCAGUGUCGAGCAGCAAUUCAAAGGCAUUUCGCCUCACCUCCGAACGAUCCGUACCCCAUGGCAGCCGAAAUCAGUACGAUACGAGGAGGACGACGCGUUUGCGACCAGUCUGUUCCUCAUGGACCAAGCGCAGCAAGUUUGUUUCAAGAUUCCAUUCCUGGUAGAUCCCCUUGA